AUGGCAGUUAAGGUUCUAAGCCUCGAUCCUUCAGACAGUGUUAAUCAAGAAUCGGCUCCCUUCAUUGCCACGCCCCCGAACAUGAAUCUCAACUUCGACUUUGAGCCCUUGGAGAUCAGGCAAGACCAGACCGGUGGCGAUCUUACCGAGCAUCCACACGCCGAGGAGCACGAUCUACUGCGUCGUCAUCGAGGCGACACAUACACAGCAUUGCCAUCGAUUGAGGCGUCGGCCAAGUCAGACGCGAGAGAGACUGAGCGAGUGCAGACAAUUCGUAACAAAGCCGGCGGUCACAGCGAUAAAUUCAUCGUUGCAUGCCCGCUGUCUGCGGUUGAGCACGAUCUUGGCCUUCCGGAGACGUGCUCAGAUCUACAAGCUGGUAACAUGACACAAAUCCGCAUUCACCUCAUCCGGCAUCAUCAUAUGUCAGUGCAACUUUGCAACGUAUGUCUGCAAACUGUAUUAGAUCCUGAAGUGUACGAGAUGAUCCAUGGAAUGAAGUGCCCCAAUCCUAACCCUCACAAAGUAGCACCAGGUAUCGAUGGCGUGCGACAAGAGUUAAAGGAGCUGUACACGUACCUGCGCGAACGUAUGGAACCAUCCGCCGUCGAAGUAGUCAAUGAGUCUGAACGGGCGAGCGAGGUACGUUACGUAUUCGCCGCCGAAGUUUAG
Molecule: messenger RNA, 672 nt
Organism: Alternaria postmessia
Lineage: Eukaryota; Fungi; Ascomycota; Dothideomycetes; Pleosporales; Pleosporaceae
Exons: 2
Coding region: 1-672 (223 amino acids)
Source: RefSeq, a predicted model, not a curated record